UCCCUCUCUAUCGAGUAGAGUAGUUUGUAUAUAUUAUCUCUUCUCUCUCUUUCAAUCUCCCAAGCGUCAUCCGCUUUAUGAAAGUACUGCUUGUUGAUUUAUUGUCUUAUUGAUAUCCCAUCCACCGGACAACCCCCCCGGACGACCUCCUCAAAAUGUCAGGACCCAUUCGCAAAGGUCUGAAAGAGAUCCUGAGAAAGGACCCUUCAGAUAUCGUUAUCCUCUCGUCUCUCCGUACCCCCAUCACCCGCUCCUACAAGGGACAGCUCAAGGAUGCCUAUCCCGAAGAGCUCCUCGCAAGCGUCUUGAAAGCGACGCUCGCAGCGAACCCCAACCUCGACCCUGCACUCAUUCAAGAUGUCGGCAUUGGAGUUGUUUUGUCUGAGCUCGGUGGUUCCAAGGCAGGCCGUAUGGCAAUGAACCAUGUCGGGGUCCCUACAAGCACAUCCUUCUACACUGUCAACCGAGCCUGCUCCAGUGGUCUCAGCGCGAUCACGAACGUCUCACAUCAAAUAGCAACCGGCAUGAUCGACAUUGGUAUUGGUGGUGGAAUGGAGAGCAUGACACGGAAUUACGGAUCGAGGGCUAUCCCCACGGUAUUGUGGCCGGAAUUGAAGAACAGUGAGGUGAAGGAUGCCCGAGACUGUAUCAUGCCUAUGGGACUCACAAGUGAGAAUGUGGCGGAGCGGUACGGGGUGAGCAGAGCGGACCAGGAUGCCUUUGCGGUGUUGUCGCAUCAGAAGGCUGCGAAAGCCCAGGCCGAGGGCCUCUUUGACAAGGAGAUCAUCCCCGUCACCACGAGAUACCAGGAGGUCAACAAGGCCGGAGAGAAGGUCGGCGAGGAGCAGCAGGUCACAGUCACGAAGGAUGACGGGAUCAGAGCAAAUGCUAGCAUUGAGGGUAUGGCGAAGCUGAAGCCAGCAUUCAAGGAGAACGGGACGUCGACCGCCGGAAACUCCUCCCAGAUCUCAGACGGUGCCGCCGCAACGCUGCUCAUGCGGAGAAGCACCGCUACCGAGCUGGGUCUCACCUCCUCGAUCAUCGGGAAGUGGGCCGGGACCCAGGUGGCUGGUUGCAAACCGGAUGAGAUGGGAAUCGGGCCUGCGAUCGCGAUCCCCAAGCUGCUGGAGUACACUGGCUUGAAGACGGAGGAUGUUGGACUGUGGGAGAUCAACGAGGCGUUUGCUAGUCAGGCCAUCUACUGCUUGAGACAGCUCGGUCUCGAGAAGCAAUUGGAAGAGGGCAGAGUCAACCCUAAGGGUGGUGCCAUCGCUCUGGGUCACCCUCUCGGAGCAACUGGUGCUAGAAUGGUUGCUGGCCUGCUGCCCGAGUUGGAGAGACAGGGUCUGCAGACCGGGGUGGUCAGUAUGUGCAUUGGCACGGGUAUGGGAAUGGCUGGCCUGUUUGUCAGAGAAUAAGUAGCAGAAGGGGUCUUGUAUAAAAGAAAAAACAUUCGGAUCAUCAAAAUUCCCUUGUCAUGAGAGAAAGAAUCUAUUAAAUAAUAAAAGCCGCGCCAGAUGAUAGCGAACAGCUACAU
Messenger RNA from Amorphotheca resinae ATCC 22711, 1537 nucleotides. RefSeq lists its product as hypothetical. Gene Ontology annotation, molecular function: acetyl-CoA C-acyltransferase activity. The transcript has a single exon. Bases 156 to 1418 code for a protein of 420 amino acids. The record is from RefSeq and is a predicted model, not a curated record. Lineage: Eukaryota; Fungi; Ascomycota; Leotiomycetes; Helotiales; Amorphothecaceae. Gene Ontology annotation, cellular component: peroxisome. Gene Ontology annotation, biological process: fatty acid beta-oxidation; phenylacetate catabolic process.